Pleurotus ostreatus (oyster mushroom) is the source of this 1467-nucleotide messenger RNA. RefSeq lists its product as uncharacterized. Gene Ontology annotation, molecular function: oxidoreductase activity, acting on paired donors, with incorporation or reduction of molecular oxygen; heme binding; iron ion binding. Bases 1 to 1467 code for a protein of 488 amino acids. NCBI's taxonomy places the organism in Eukaryota, Fungi, Basidiomycota, Agaricomycetes, Agaricales, Pleurotaceae. The transcript has 11 exons. The record is from RefSeq and is a predicted model, not a curated record.
AUGGAUUCACUCAUUGCCAGAUUGUUGGCUGCCUCUCUUUUCUUUGCCAUCUUCAUCGCUCUUCGUAUCAAAUUUCGCCCCCGUAGACUCCCCCUUCCUCCUGGUCCCAAAGGACUCCCCCUCGUCGGCAAUGUACUGGAUAUGCCCAAAGAACAAGAAUGGUUGACCUUUGCCAAGUGGGGCGAGAAAUGGGGCGAUAUCUGCUCCAUAACCAUCCUUGGACAGACGGUCAUUAUUCUCAAUUCCCCUGAAGCCGCUACCGACAUGCUCGAUAAGAAGAGUUCCAUAUACUCUGACCGUCCGAUAUUACAGAUGGGUGGCGAGCUGGUCGGCUGGAAGAAUACGAUGGCCCUCCUUCCCUAUGGCGAACGCUUCAGAAAUUACCGGCGCUCCUUCCACCGAACAAUUGGCACCCGUUCUAGCGUAGCCCAAUUCCACUCACCGCAGGAACUCGAGACGCGUAGAUUCCUUAGCCGGGUCCUUGUGAAUCCCGGAGAAUUGUCUUCGCACAUCCGACAAGCUGUGGGCUCGGUGACUCUGCGAAUCACGCACGGCUACGAGACAAGAGAAGCCAACGACCCCUUCAUCGAAUUAGCCGACAAAGCCACCAAUCAGUUCUCAUUAGCCACAGCACCCGGUGGCUGGAUGGUUGACUUCAUUCCCUGGUUGCGCCAUGUGCCAGACUGGGUUCCCGGCACAGAGUUUAAACAGAAGGCCAAGGCCUGGUCCUGCACACUGAACGCAAUGGUUGACCAGCCCUUCGAAUUCGUACAGAAGCAAAUGGCUGCGGGAGUCGCACCCCCUUCCUUCACUUCCUUAUUGCUGGAAAGCAAGCAACCGCACCCGGAGGCUGAGAAUGAUAUCAAAUGGAUUUCUGCUUCGCUCUAUUCCGGUGCUGCUGACACAACUGUCUCGGCCAUUUAUGCUUUCUUCUUGGCUAUGGUACUACACCCGGAUGUAGCCAGCAAAGCUCAGCAAGAAAUCGAGGCGGUCGUUGGCACCGAGCGGCUACCAAACUUCGCCGAUCGAGAGCAUCUGCCAUAUGUCAGUGCUCUCACCAAGGAAGUGCUGAGAUGGAAUUCCGUCGUUCCAUUAGCAGUCCCUCACGUCGCGACACAAGACGAUGUCCACGAAGGUUACUUCAUCCCGAAAGGAUCGCUAGUCAUGCCAAACUUAUGGGGAAUGACCCAUGACCCUCGUCGAUACAGGAAUCCCACUGUUUUCAACCCCGAACGCUUCAUCCCAUCGGAAGGACGCCACGUCGAACCAGACCCAUACGACGUAGUCUUUGGUUUCGGUAGACGCAUUUGUCCAGGUUCCCAUUUGGCCGACGCGACGAUAUUCAUCACAUGCGCGAUGUCCCUCGCUGUCUUCGAUAUCUCGAAGGCAGUAGAGAAUGGGGUUACCAUUGAACCCGUCCACGACAACACAACAGGCACCAUCAGGUAUGCCGAUAUCAUACUUUAA